Molecule: messenger RNA, 2253 nt
Organism: Aphanomyces astaci
Lineage: Eukaryota; Oomycota; Saprolegniomycetes; Saprolegniales; Verrucalvaceae
Exons: 1
Coding region: 45-761 (238 amino acids)
Source: RefSeq, a predicted model, not a curated record
CGCCGGACUUUUCUCCAUUAUAUAAAUUCCGUCGUUGGCCAAACAUGUUCCAAACGUGGGUCCAUGGCAUCUUUAACCCGCGACAGGUUCAGUCGUGUCCGGAUCCGAUCACCCAGCAUAUCCGCGGCGGCAGCGACAACGACAGCGAAGACGCUGAUGGUCAAGCGUCACAUAGCAGCCGGCCACGUGCCAACACGUUUGACGACACUACGACCGCCUCCCGCCGCCGCUCCGAUGUGGCCGUCUCAGCAUGGGACAGCAAGCGCGAAAUGUGCCAGAACUGCAAACACAUCUACCUCAAAUUCCUUAGCCCAUGUACCACUGCUGGCUUCUGCUCCCUCGACUGCCAGUCCAACGCCGUGUACUUGCUCGCUGUGUCGGAAGGAAUUCGCGCGGCCGCGGCCAAAGCCGACAUCCCACUGACAACGAUCGACAGCACGUCUUGCAACGCGCCGUCGCAUGCGGUUGCGGCUUCCCUCUCGUCCGAGAAGGAACAAGCGACGACUGUGAUGUUGGCUCCAGUCCUGUCCAAGAUGUCGUGUGGUGUCGCCAUGUCCGAGCCCAAAGCAGUGGCCGGCAGCCGAUCCGCCGAACCCGUGAGCAGCCCUACCACCCAAGAGUCGUGCUCGUCCACGAUGGACUUUGACCAGUACGACGACAGCGACUACGACACCAUCGAGCGACACACGUACUCGGACUUUUAUACGGAAAAGCUCAAGCUCGCGCGGGCUGUCGAGUGGAACUUUAGUGCGUUGUACUAGCCAGCCAGCUAGCGCCCGUCCUUUUUAUUUAGUGUUUUUCUUAUUUAUAAUACUACUACGAUUACGUUAUUGACUCAAAAAGUACAACCUCGUGUAUGCAUAUUCCCUCUCGCCGCCAUGAUUGUGUGUAUGUUGGCUACAAAGGUAACAGUGUACUACUGUAGCGUAGCCACAAUAAGGCCAACGCCAGCACACUCAGAGCCGCGGCCAUAGAGCCGGUAGUCAAUCGCCAGUAGUGGUGGCUGGUCACAGUAUUAGUGGGCGUGAUGGGUUCUGGCGUAAGCCAGGGGGAUUUGCAAGUCGGUUCCACUUUCUCCGCCCACACUGGCACCUCCUUUGCAGCUUCUUCCACCCAAGUGGCGUGGAGGAUCGAGGAUGCAUCUCCCAACACCUCCCUGGCAUUCGACAGGCUGUCCGCCAAUGACUCGUGCGCCUCCACAACGUGCAAGAGACCGUCGAAUCCUGCAGGAACACCACCGCUGCACCACGAGAACACGGCACGUCGAGGAAGCGCCAUUGUUUGCGAAGCCUCGUGGGGCGAUUCUAUGCAACCGGUGGGGUAUAAGGUCAAAGAAUCCAUUGAAAUCACCAGUGAAACAGGUUCAGUCGCUGAACAUACCUUCUGCAUCUGUCGACUGGUCGUCGUUGUCCAGGGCGGCUAGCCGAGUGGCUAAGCUGUGCACACCAUCUUCUCUCAACCGAUCGGCAGCAACGUCCACAAUGGUUUUGGUCUAAUCAACCCCCAACGUGAAAUGAACUACUGUUCCCUUUUGAUAUACACUGGUACGACGGGACUACUACCUUGCGGUGUACGUACGCAACGCAGUGAAUGCUACCUUGAAUGGUUUGCAGAGAGCGCGAUGGAGUGCCGGUGCUACACGUCCGGACGCCAUCGUCGUCGGUGCCGUUCCCAGAGCUUGCUAAUGCGCGUAGAAAUGUCACGUGGUCCGACGAGUCUGCGAUGGAUAUGGUAUUCUGAAGCUGACGAUGCAGCCGCGUCGUCCACCAUGUAUGUGACCGCGACGGAGGCGAUGCGAUGAUGAUGGGAACCUCGAUCGAGCAUGUGAACCUCCGCAGAAACGUGGUCGCAACGUCUGGCUGCCACUUGCAAUCCACGGGAACCAUCGCGUUGCCCUACAAUAUGUAUACGUAUAGUACAACACUAUGAGUGCAACGAGGUCGAGGUGCGAAUAUGUACACCUUUGAGAGGGCUUUGAAGACAGGAGACACACCAGGAGAAGCAACGGCGAUGUAUUGCACACAGUCGUCGUCAGAGAUAGCAUGCAGCGACUUCUUUAACCGAGUUUGAACUUGGCGUAAUGCGAGCAUGUGCCGAUGUAGCUUGAUCCCGUUCAAAGACGUGGCGGCAUCCCGUGCGACGACAUACAUCCCCAAACAGUCGAUUCCUCCAGGGAGGUAGCCAAGCACUUGAGUGGCAUGUAGCACCAUCCAAUCGAUCGAGAUGUCCGACAAUUGCGUUGACUUGCCGCCA